AAACGGUUCUCUACCUGACCGCAGGAACUAAGGCGUCAUGGCGCUGUUCCGAGCCGCGGGACCCACGCUGUUUGACCAGGAGGAACCAACGGUUUGCAGUCGCCCACGAGCCAACGUCAAAGUUACAUAUGCAGACCGUCGACUUAAACGAGAGCUCUCAGCAGCACCGACACCGGAAACAGUUUUGCAUUGCUUGGACAAUGUGACGGAACCAUCAGAGGAGGCGACUGGAGAUGCCUCUGAUGGUAAAAUACCUCCGUUACACGCUGAAGAAAAGGAUGGCGCACGCAACAAGAAGGCUCGAUUGCAAGGCUGUAAACCCAUAACGAGCUACUUUCCCGCGCCACAAAGGCAGGAACAUUCAUCUCCUGCACGAUUGGGCCCUUCAUUGGCGCGAGAAAAGGGCACAGCCGUCAAGGAGGACGAAAAUCGACAAUAUCUUUCUCAACCAGAUCCAGCAAGUGGAGCAAAACCCAAGCUCCCCAUAACAGAGAAGAAUAACACACAACAGCGAAAAGGAGGACCUUCCAAAUUUUUAAGCACCAAGCCCCCGAUCAUAAAGUAUGAACAACUGUUCCUAGAUCUGGGACAAAAGGAUACGGGAUUAGUGACUUGUCCGGAUUGCGGUAUGGCCUUUUCUAAAGCGAAGGCGGAAGACGAUGCUCUACAUCAGAAAUAUCAUCGAGCUGUCGUUAAUGGUGUUGAAUGGCCGGGCUACAAAUCAGAAACAGUGGCAUGCGAGUUUGCCGACAAGUCCCAGAUUAUUGUUGUGACCAAUACUUCUGCAAAGCAAUUGAAAAGCAAGGCAGCGGCGAUUGUUUCACUUGUUAACAACGAAUUGGGCUCAAUCUCAACGGACGUACCUAUCGGUUGCAAAAUAUUCUUAUAUAUCUCCGCAGGCAAGCGUAUACAAGGAUGCGUGGUAGCGGAACCAGUAAGUAGCGCUUGCAGAGUGAUGCUUGCAAGCGAGACAAUUGGGGAUGAUGGAAAGGAGAUCUCUAUUCAAAUGAAUGGUAGUGUUGCCGUCAGACGUGAUGUGACGGUCGAGGUACUGUGCGGCAUCAGUCGCAUAUGGGUGUUGAAGAGCGAGCGACGUAAAGGAAUCGCAUCAAAAUUGCUGGAUGCCGUCAGAGCGAAAUUUCUUUUUGGAUGUGUGUUGGACAAAGGCUCCAUUGCUUUUUCGCAGCCUACCGGAGCCGGCAAGGCGCUUGCUGAGCGCUAUUACCGUCGUUCAGAUUUCCUAGUAUAUGAUGGUUGAUGUUCUCUCAUAUGCCAUACCAAGUUGGCCAGAAAGAGUUGUUUGCUUCCUGCUCAAACUUUGUGCAUAGAUAGACCUUUUUUAUUGUAACGAACACUUGUACAUAAAUUGCAUGAACAUGUUUUUCAUCCUGUCCUUUGCCG
Messenger RNA from Spizellomyces punctatus DAOM BR117, 1401 nucleotides. RefSeq lists its product as uncharacterized. Lineage: Eukaryota; Fungi; Chytridiomycota; Chytridiomycetes; Spizellomycetales; Spizellomycetaceae. Gene Ontology annotation, biological process: mitotic sister chromatid cohesion. The coding region runs from base 38 to 1258 and encodes 406 amino acids. The transcript has 8 exons. The record is from RefSeq and is a predicted model, not a curated record. Gene Ontology annotation, molecular function: protein-lysine-acetyltransferase activity. Gene Ontology annotation, cellular component: nucleus; chromatin.